AAAUUUCAAAUAGCGAGAAGCCGUGAAGCGACUUCCCACCAUUAAGCUCUCACCUGGAGAAGAUGAGCGACAGACGGUCUCUGUCCUCCUCCGACGACGCCAACCCUCCACCAUCACCACCACCAACGACGGACGAAGCUAGGGAAUGGAGGAGGAAAAGGAAAAUGAUCGUUUACGAUGAAGAAGAUGAAGAAAAAGAAGGGGACCAAGCUUCAUCGCCACUGAACAACGACGAGGAAGAAGACGAAGAUGACAAUGAAGAAGUUGGAGACGACGCGAAGCCAAUUGGAAAUGUUGUUAGGGUUUCGUGGAAAGGAAAAUCGAGAAGGAAUCAUUUCAAAGGGUUCGAAGCUGAUGGCAUUUCUUACGAACUGGAGGAUACUGUGCUUGUAAGUCCUGAAGAAUAUAGCAUGAACUUGAGGCCCUCUGUUGCCAUAAUUAGGGACAUUACUGCAACGGAAGAUGGGUUCGUUACCGUGACUGGACGCAGGUUUUAUUGGCCUCAUAUGGCAGAAAAGGAACCCGGUGGAACUUGGGAAUCCAGUGAAGCACGGGAACUGUUCUAUAGUUUCAAUAAGAGCGAGUUCCGAGCUGAUAAUGUUAUGCACAAGUGUCGGGUGCACUUUAUUCCACCAAACAAAAAGAUCCCGAGUUCUAAGGAACAUCCCGGUUUUAUAGUUCGAAAGAUCUACGAUGCGAAAUCUAAGAAACUCUCCGAGUUACUGGACAAUGAUUAUGAAGACUUCAGGAAACGUGAAAUCGAUGUGCUUGUUCAGAAAACAGUUACCCGAAUCCCGGAUUGGGAAGAAGAGAUCAGAUCAGGAGCUAAGGAAGCAAUGUCGUCCCGAAAGACCGUCUGA
Cynara cardunculus var. scolymus (artichoke) is the source of this 860-nucleotide messenger RNA. RefSeq lists its product as uncharacterized. The transcript has 3 exons. Gene Ontology annotation, molecular function: chromatin binding. The record is from RefSeq and is a predicted model, not a curated record. Lineage: Eukaryota; Viridiplantae; Streptophyta; Magnoliopsida; Asterales; Asteraceae. The coding region runs from base 63 to 860 and encodes 265 amino acids.